This is a messenger RNA of Colletotrichum graminicola M1.001, 1740 nucleotides long. RefSeq lists its product as uncharacterized. NCBI's taxonomy places the organism in Eukaryota, Fungi, Ascomycota, Sordariomycetes, Glomerellales, Glomerellaceae. The record is from RefSeq and is a predicted model, not a curated record. Gene Ontology annotation, biological process: transport. The coding region runs from base 1 to 1740 and encodes 579 amino acids. The transcript has 5 exons. Gene Ontology annotation, molecular function: transporter activity.
AUGGCGGGCGGCACUGGCGAGAAGCUAACCACGGCGACCAUCAUCGUCGCUGGCGUCGCCGCUUUAGUAGCCACGUUUCUAUCGGCUAUGAAAAACUACCGAAAGCCACUUCUCCAGAGAUAUGUCGUUCGAAUCUUGCUCAUGGUUCCCAUAUACUCGAUAGCUUCGUGGACAAGUAUGAUCUCGAUAAGGGCUGCCGCGUUCCUUGACCCCAUUCGAGACAUCUAUGAGGCCUUCACAAUCUAUACCUUCUUCCAGCUCCUUAUCAAUUACCUCGGUGGAGAACGAGCCCUGAUCGUCAUGACCCAUGGCCGAGAACCAGUUUCCCAUCUGUGGCCUAUGAACCAUGUACUGCCGCGUGUCGACAUAUCUGACCCCCAUACAUUUCUGGCAAUCAAGCGUGGCAUUCUUCAGUACGCGUGGCUCAAGCCUGUUUUGGCGCUGGCUGCCGUCAUCAUGAAGGCCACCGGAACUUACCAAGAGGGCUACAUUGGCGUGGAGUCGGGCUACCUAUGGAGCGGUAUCAUCUACAACAUCAGCGUGACAGUAAGCCUGUACUCCCUUGGGCUGUUCUGGGUCUGCAUGCACAACGACCUUUUGCCCUUCCGCCCGGUGCCCAAGUUCUUGUGCAUCAAGCUCAUCAUCUUCGCCUCAUAUUGGCAAGGUUUUUUCCUGUCUAUUCUCGUCUGGCUGGGGGCCAUUCCAGACAGCGUCGAGGGCUACACUCCCGACAACUUGGCCGCUGCAAUUCAAGAUGCGCUGAUCUGUAUCGAGAUGCCGGCUUUCGCCAUUGCUCACUGGUACGCCUUCUCGUGGCACGAUUUUGCCGACAACAGGAUAUCGUCUGCGAGGAUGCCUGUCAAGUUCGCCAUGCGCGAUGCGUUCGGCGUCAGGGAUCUCAUCGAAGACUCCAAAGAGACGUUUACCGGUGACAAGUACGGGUAUCGCUUUUUUGACUCGGGUGACAAAAUCAUGGCACACGAGGAUUCGCGUGCUAGACUGGGGAGACUCGAUGAAGGCAUGCGUUACACGAGGGGUGGCAAAGCGAAGUACUGGAUUCCGACACCUGGUCAAGUGGACCGUCAGACGAAUCGUGACAUUAAUGAGCGAGAUCCCUUACUUCAGGGAACCGCGGGUGGCCCGAGUGAAGAGUACAACUACGCCAACGGUACCUUCAACGAAGAUCUCGCCAACGACCCCCAUAUAGAUCCCGACGACGAGCAGCUCUUUGACAAAGCACGCGAGCUUGAGUUUGGCGAUUGGAAUUAUCCUGUCAUCACCGCAAAUGAGCCACUGAGUAAGCGGUAUAUGUCCUCCCAGGGUAGCCUUGGUUUCCAUUCCGAACCACGAUCGACGGUCGAACGUCUGCGGGUGUCGCCACGAAAUAGCGAGCCGGCCGUCGUAGCCAGCAAGAAGAAGAAGCAGAAGAAAGUUGCACGUGAGCCUUCAGGCUCGUCAUCAUCCCCAGACCGUACCGAGUCAGGAUCCUCGUCUAAGCGACAGAGCCCGGCGCCUCCGCCAGCGAAGGUACCCGCCAAGGCUGAGGAGGUACCUGAGACACGUCCGAGCGCUCAAAAGGAAUAUAACCAUCCAGAAGAGUCCCCCCUUCUGCAAGAGGCCAUGGCAUCCCCAUGGGCGGAAAGCGAGCAAGAGGACGACUUCAACAGAAACUUCGGCGUUGGAGAAGAAGACGAGUUCAAGAACGUCUGGAGCGGUGGCGCGUCGUCUCAGCCCCGCUGA